Salvia splendens (bonfire salvia) is the source of this 1104-nucleotide messenger RNA. RefSeq names its product putative nuclease HARBI1. NCBI's taxonomy places the organism in Eukaryota, Viridiplantae, Streptophyta, Magnoliopsida, Lamiales, Lamiaceae. The coding region runs from base 1 to 1104 and encodes 367 amino acids. The transcript is spliced from 3 exons. The record is from RefSeq and is a predicted model, not a curated record.
AUGUAUGCUGGUUCUACUCGGCAAAGGCGUCGGGUUGUGGAGCGUGCACGUCGGCGCAGCGUGAUCCGAAAGAUGCCAAUACAGUUGAAGAACUUGGAUCGCCUGGUACACUGGACUGAUGCGGCUUGCAUUGCCAAUUUGAGAAUGGAUCGUAACACAUUCGCAAGGCUGUGUCGUAUACUUUCUGGUCGUGGUGGUCUCACAAUCAAGAAAUGUCUAGGGAUUGAAGAACAAACUGCUAUAUUUCUGUCUAUACUUGCGCACCAUAAAAAAAACCGUGUUGUUAGCCAAAACUUUUGGCGUUCGGGGGGAACUGUAUCGCGAUGUGUGCAUAACGUUCUAGCUGCUGUUCUUAGCCUCCAUUCUAUACUGCUUUCGAAGCCGAAACCAGUGCCAAAUGAUUGCACGGAUUAUAGAUGGAAAUGGUUCAAGGGAUGUCUUGGUGCUCUUGACGGCACACACAUUAAUGUUUUGGUUAGCAACGAGGACAAACCUAGGUACAGAUCCAGGAAAGGGCAAAUAUCGACAAACACUCUUGCGGUGUGUGACCGUAACAUGCAGUUUGUUUAUUUGCUCCCUGGAUGGGAGGGGUCGGCUGGUGAUUCUCGUGUAUUAAGGGACGCCGUAUCCCGUGAGGGUGGGCUGAAAGUGCCACAAGGGUGUUACUAUCUGUGCGAUAAUGCUUAUGCAAACAGUAGUGGCUUUCUAACUCCUUACAAGGGGGUUAGGUAUCAUUUGAAGGAAUGGGGGCCAGGCACCGAGAUGCCGCAGAACACAAAAGAAAUUUUCAACAUGAGGCACACGAAGGCAAGAAAUGUUAUCGAACGAGCUUUUGGAGUAUUGAAAAUGCGCUGGGGAAUUCUGCGGAGUGCAUCCUUUUAUCCAAUCAAAACGCAAAUACGUCUGAUUAUGGCAUGUUUCCUCCUCCAUAACUUUAUUAGACGUGAGAUGGAAAUUGAUCCCGCCGAAAUUGAAUUAGACGGAGUUAGUACGGCUGUUGAGGAAGACAACAUUGGACUAGACUAUGUUGAUUGCGUGGAGCCGUCAUCAGAGUGGACUAACUUGAGGGAUAGCAUAGCAUUAGAUAUGUGGAAUAACUUCUAG